CAGGAAGCCGGCAUUUUCACACACGCGAGUGGAUUUAUUCCUUCCACACGCACCUGGGUCCCAUGACGACCCCGUACGUCUCUGUCGCCACCAGCAGACGUCCUCUACAUCCGAGUUUCCCAGAACAAUGUCAAAGUACAAUCCACUGAGUCACUAUUGGUUCUGCGUCUCCUUCGGGUAUCCUUGGCGCUCUCUCAUUGGUCUCCUUUGGUCCCCCGGAUGUCGGCCCGACUCCUCCCCUGCAGACUGGCGUGCUGGCUCCUCCUGGUGGUGGUUUCCUGACAGCAGUUUUUCCACCAACUGCCUCCGAGUCCUGUCGUCUCCGCAUCCUCCUUGCAGUUCGCGCCGUCUGUUCUAAAACACUCCAAUCUUGCACCACGUACCCUGUUUCGUUCCACCAGUCACACGCUCAGCACUUUACAGUCUCGCACUUUCAUACACAGGAUGCAGCAACAUCUAAUGAACUACUUUAAGCUCAAACUCUUAUAUUCCUUUUGGACCUCGGUGAGCGUGCGCUGACCCUCGUGGGUCGGUAAAAUUUAGAGCGAUCCAACACAUUGUCCAGUAGGGUGACGAUGGUGCAAAUGGCGCAGAAAGUCGUCGGUCGGUGAGCGAUGUGCAAAAUAUUGCGAAUUCAAUGACGGACAUUCAAAGGCUAAGUAAGGAUGGAAAUGUGAAUCACACGCGAGUCAUCUUGUUAGAUUGCACAAUUCAUGGAAUAAGUUAGUGUGGGGGAUGGAAGUUGUUCUCUUUCCAAGAAGACGGAGAGCGAGAGAGAGAGAGAGAGAGAGAGAGAGCGGAAGCGGAAGAACGGCUGAUGAUCCACAGCCAAAAGCAACAUUUGCUGUAACUUCCUCGUCCUCUUGAAGCUGCCGUAGAGCGACGCGACAAAACUUGACGGGGACAAAUACUACAAAUACAAGGAUUACGCUCCCCGAGAACUCCAGCGGCACGCAUCUCGCGUGCAUCGACGUGUUCGGACGCACUUUAAACGCGCCGGCAUCUCGGAGGACGAGAACGAGUCGCCGUGGCAACCAGAGACGGGAAGUGUCCUUAUCGGGACCGGACAGUGAUGUGAAAACAGGAAACGGAGCAAAUACUUUCCGCACGCUCGGCCGCGCUGCGAUCGUUGUCCGACUACCCGGCACGCACUUCGUCUCUCACAGCUGGCGGCCAGCUGACUCCUCCAAAGCCAAACCAUCUGGACCACGUCGGGCUCGGCCUGGAACGAGACUGAGAAACUGCCCUCGAAAUUGGGGGGAUGAAUCGUCACAAAGACAAUUAAACUUGUCCAGGAGGUUUCUGUCAACUUUGAGAAAUUGGAAAAUUCAUUGGAAAAUCGACCAAAUUCACGAGAGGAAAGAGAGAAAGACGAUGAAGCGCUUUCGCUUUGGGCUUCGGGUCUUGGUCCGGCUCUGGCUGCUGCAGUCCGUCCUCGGCGCGUCGUCGUCUCCCGCUCCCGCCGAGGAAUGUUCCGGCAUGUCCGUGCGUCUGCGGGCCUUCCGGGUGAAGGUGUCGUGCAACGUGAGCACUCUGAACGACAAGCAGCUGAAGGAGAUCCAGGCCCCGACCACCAGGUUGUAUCUGCCGGGGCUCUACCUCCUGGCCUUGGCGACGGGUCUCCCGGCCAACCUGCUGGCCCUUUGGAUCCUGGUGUUCAGAACCAAGCGUCUCCCGUCCACCGUGCUGCUCAUCAACCUGACGGCGGUGGACUCUCUACUGCUGCUGGCGCUGCCCUUCCGCAUCGUGUACCACUUCCGAGGGAGCCACUGGGACUUGGGCGAGCCGUUCUGCAGGAUGGUCACGGCCGCGUUCUACGGGAACAUGUACGGGUCGGUGCUGUGCCUGGCGCUGGUAGCCCUGGACCGCUACGUGGCCCUGGUGCACCCGUUCGGCGCCAAGACCCUGCGCAGCCGUCGGACGUCUCUGGAAAUGACGGCUCUGGUGUGGGCGGCGGUGCUGGCGGCCAUGUUGCCGCUGCUGAUGUCGCGGCAGACGUACACCCUGGACCGGCCCGACAUCACCACCUGCCACGACGCGCUUCCCCAGCGCGAGCAGGAGAACUUCUUCCUGCCUUACUUCGCCACGCUGUUCACGCUGGGCUUCCUGCUGCCCUUCGGCGUCAUCCUGUUCUGCCACUGCGGCGUCCUGCGAGCGCUGCUGGCCGAGGGCGAGCGGUACGCCCACGCCGUCCGGGUCACGUUGCUGGUACUGCUGGUUUUCGUGGUCUGCGUACUGCCCAGCAACGUUCUCCUGCUCCUCACCUACGCCGCCGACGACGUCGGCGAGGACGCGUACGUGCCGUACAUGCUCAGCUUGGCCGUGAGCACCUUCAGCAGCAGCGUGGACCCCUUCAUCUACUACUACGUGUCGGCAGACUUCAGGGACAAGGCCAAAAGCCUGCUCUGUUGCCUCGGCGACGCCCCGCCGCCGGCCGACCCGCCCGGCAAAGCGUCCGCGUCGGGGCCGAGGACGACAGUCACCCUUCUGUCGGUCUCCGCGCGGACCUGAA
Syngnathoides biaculeatus (alligator pipefish) is the source of this 2512-nucleotide messenger RNA. Its product is annotated as proteinase-activated receptor 4. Gene Ontology annotation, cellular component: membrane. The record is from RefSeq and is a predicted model, not a curated record. The coding region runs from base 1375 to 2511 and encodes 378 amino acids. Gene Ontology annotation, biological process: positive regulation of Rho protein signal transduction; phospholipase C-activating G protein-coupled receptor signaling pathway; thrombin-activated receptor signaling pathway. NCBI's taxonomy places the organism in Eukaryota, Metazoa, Chordata, Actinopteri, Syngnathiformes, Syngnathidae. The transcript has 2 exons. Gene Ontology annotation, molecular function: thrombin-activated receptor activity.